Adineta ricciae is the source of this 1626-nucleotide messenger RNA. NCBI's taxonomy places the organism in Eukaryota, Metazoa, Rotifera, Eurotatoria, Adinetida, Adinetidae. The record is from the annotation of a GenBank genome assembly.
AUGUUCAUUCUUGUGAUAUUCUCGGUUAUUCUGGGAAUGAUUAUGUAUACAGUCUAUAAACAAUUGAAUAAAUCUUCUAAAAUACCUUUUCAAUAUGACCACGCAAUAAUAAUGGGUGGUGGUAUUGGAGGAAUGGUCAGUGCUGCUUAUUUAACAAAAUAUUUCAAACGAAUAACAAUUAUCGAGUCCGAUGAUAUAUUAAAUGAUACGUUAAUGAAAUCGACACCUGAAGAAAUUUUAAACUAUCGUUGUCGUCUCGAAAGUCCAACUUCAUUGGGACGUUCUGGUGUUAGUCAAAUAUACCAACUACAUGUUAUUGAAGGUGAAGGAUAUAAAAUAGUUCGUGAAUUAUUUCCUCACUUAGAAAAGAAGCUAUUCAAUGAAUAUAACGUUCGUACUUAUUCGUUAAAAAAUGAAGCGAGACUUUCCGUUAACGGAGUUUUAUUAAACCAAAACUGGCCCGAAGACAUUCUUUGGUUGGGCCUUGAUCGUUUUACGUUCGAAACUGUUUUAAGAAGAGAAUUCUGUUUACAAUUUCCGAAUCAGAUUGAAUGGAAAUGCAAUACAAGAGUAACACAAUUGAUUGUCGAUCAAUCAUCGAAUUUUGUUCACGGUGUCAAAUGUCGACCGAAGAAAAAUAUCGAUUCAACUUCGUUUGAUUUAUAUGGAGACUUUAUUCUUGAUUGUACCGGUCGAAAUUCAUCAUCGACUAAAUGGUUAAAAGAAGAUUUCAAUUUAAAUGUACCAACAACACAAAUACAGUUCGGUUGUGGAUAUUUAAGUUUUAUUGGUGAACGAUUUCAGACUGGAAAUUCUUCAUUAGAUUCGAAAUCAGUGAUAUGCUCGACUGUUGAUAUACCUCAAAGAAACGUAGGAUGUUACAUAACACCAAUACGUGAAAUCAAAUCAACAGAUAAGAAUUCAUUAAGAAUGUUAUCAAAGAUUGCAAUUCAUUGUGUUAAUUCCGAAUAUCCACCGAGCGAUUCUUACGAACAUUUAUUAGAAUGGGUAAAAGAACGUCUCGACGAGAAUUUCUAUUCGAUUUUGAAGUUCACGAAAGUGUAUAGUCCAUUGAUUCCAUAUCAUCGCGUAGCUAGUCAUCGAAAAUACGUCGAAGUAUUAAAGAAGAAAUGGCCGCGAAACUUUAUUCUACUAGGCGAUUCGAUGUGCACAUUCAAUCCUCAAUUCGGACAAGGUAUGACACACGCCUGUCGACAAGCAAAAAUACUGAAUAGAAUCUUCCAAGACAAUCAUUAUCAAUUAGAAGAAGUUUCCUAUAUUUAUAAUCGACGAGCAUCGACGAUUAGUGAAGAAUGUUGGCUGAUUUCAACUGCAAAUGAUUGGAAAACACCCACGUUGAAAGUAAUUCAAACCGAUGAAAAUGGUCAAAGUAGAACUGAUCAACGAGAUGAUCAGUCGAUUGUCACAGAAAACGAGCAAAUGAAACCCCCGCUGAUCGUUCGAAUUUUACAAUGGUACAUUUAUUGGUUUUUACAAUGCGCAAAUCAAUCCGGACAACUGUCGGUAGACAUCAUGUGUGUUAUCAAUCAACUUAAUAGUCCAUUUAUACUUUUGAAACCAACAACAUUGCUUAAAGUGUGUUGUAAAGCAUUGAGAAAGAACUGA